This is a messenger RNA of Hyaena hyaena (striped hyena), 2075 nucleotides long. It is a transcript of the gene ATP6V0D2, whose product is annotated as ATPase H+ transporting V0 subunit d2. Bases 174 to 1229 code for a protein of 351 amino acids. Gene Ontology annotation, cellular component: lysosomal membrane; vacuolar proton-transporting V-type ATPase complex; early endosome. NCBI's taxonomy places the organism in Eukaryota, Metazoa, Chordata, Mammalia, Carnivora, Hyaenidae. The transcript has 8 exons. Gene Ontology annotation, molecular function: proton-transporting ATPase activity, rotational mechanism. Gene Ontology annotation, biological process: vacuolar transport; vacuolar acidification; proton transmembrane transport. The record is from RefSeq and is a predicted model, not a curated record.
GCCACAGAAACCAGAAGAAACUAGUCAUGAAAACCCUGACAGUCAGCUGAUAGAUUUCUUCCUGAGAAGUCCUCAUAACUGCUAGCAUUUUUUUCCAGACCAGAGGCAAAUCUUCAGGAUCUGACCAAGAUCUGGAGCUGUUUCAGCCCAAAUUGGCUGAGAUCUCUUUGGUCAUGCUGGAGGGGGCCGAGUUCUACUUUAAUGUGGACCAUGGCUACCUGGAAGGCCUGGUGCGAGGGUGCAAGGCCAGCCUCUUGACCCAGCAAGACUACAUCAAUCUGGUUCAGUGCGAGACCCUGGAAGAUGUGAAAAUUCAUCUCCAGACCACUGAUUAUGGCAACUUCUUGGCUAAUCAAACAAAUCCUCUUACUGUUUCCAAAAUUGACACAGAGAUGAGGAAAAAGCUAUGCAGAGAAUUUGAAUAUUUCCGGAAUCAUUCCCUGGAACCCCUGAGCACAUUUUUUACAUACAUGACGUGCAGUUACAUGAUAGACAAUGUGAUUCUGCUGAUGAAUGGUGCAUUGCAAAAAAAAUCUGUGAAAGAAAUUCUGGUGAAGUGCCACCCAUUGGGCCGUUUCACAGAAAUGGAAGCAGUCAACAUUGCUGAGACACCUUCCGAUCUCUUCAAUGCUGUUCUGGUUGAAACACCGUUAGCCCCAUUCUUUCAAGACUGCAUGUCUGAAAAUACCCUAGAUGAACUGAAUAUUGAAUUACUGCGCAAUAAACUGUACAAGUCUUACCUCGAAGCAUUCUAUAAAUUCUGUAAGAGUCAUGGUGAUGUCACAGCAGAAAUCAUGUGUCCCAUUCUUGAGUUUGAGGCUGACAGACGUGCUUUUAUCAUCACUCUUAACUCCUUUGGCACUGAACUAAGCAAAGACGACCGGGAGACCCUCUACCCGACCUGUGGCAAGCUGUAUCCUGAGGGGCUGCGCCUGUUGGCUCAAGCAGAAGACUUCGAUCAGAUGAGGAGAGUAGCAGACCAUUAUGGAGUAUACAAGCCUUUGUUUGACGCUGUGGGUGAUGGCAGUGGAGGAAAGACGUUGGAGGAUGUGUUUUAUGAACGUGAGGUACAAAUGAACGUGCUGGCCUUCAGCAGACAAUUCCACUAUGGCGUGUUUUACGCAUACACGAAGCUGAAGGAACAAGAAAUGAGAAAUAUCGUGUGGAUAGCAGAAUGCAUUUCACAAAGACAUCGAGCUAAAAUUAACAGUUACAUUCCAAUUUUAUAACCCAGCGAGGGACCUCAAAUGUAGGAAAUCUUACAUAUUAGGAAGAUGUUCUGAGGAAAAUAAAAAGAAUUGUGUUAUAUUAUCUGGGUUACACAAAAAUAAUCCACACCAUUGUGGACCCACUAGAAACAUGGUAAACAAACCCUGAAACAGUGUUUCUCUUCUUUCCCCAGCAGCCUUACAUUUUGUUUCCCCAUUAUGUCUCACUUUUUACCAGAUCUUAGACAUUAAUCCUAAUUGACCUAUUGUACUUUUCCUUGUAUUCUUCUUUGGUGGUAUUAACAACCAGAUCGAAUUAAAGUGUUUUACUCUUGCUUUCCUAUGCUUCUCCACAGGCCCAAAUACCGCCUGCUUUCCUUUUUCUUCCCCUAGGUCCACAAAAAUCCAGGGCUAUAUGAGGCCAGCAUGGACCACAUAUGAUGAAAAUAUUGUAUUUUUUUCCUAAUACACUUUUACCUGGUUGUAUUCAGAAAGCUAUACAAUUCUGAAUCAUAUUCCUUAGAUGCAAGUAGUAUUAAAUUUGUUAUUAAGGCUCCUGCUUAAAAUUUUCUCACAAUUUCCUUUAAAUCUGUCUUCUAGUUUCUUCAUGCUUUGCCUGAGAAGAAAGUAACCCUUCUAAUUGUAUUUCAUUCAGAAGAAGAAUAAAUACCACAUUCAGUUUCCAAGAUAUGGAUUCUCUACAGGAUUUCUUUAGAAUUUCUACCCAGAAAAGGAAAAAACAACAAACACUGGUCAAAUCCUUUCUUUAAAAAUAAGAGAUUCCUAAGUAGAAAAUCUGCAUUUAUCAUAUUUAAAAAAAUAAACAAAUAGGGGCACCUGGGUGGCAAAGUCAAGUGUCCAACUUUG